This is a messenger RNA of Owenia fusiformis, 3041 nucleotides long. Lineage: Eukaryota; Metazoa; Annelida; Polychaeta; Sabellida; Oweniidae. The record is from the annotation of a GenBank genome assembly.
GGACGACGUUUAAAAAUAUUGAAAAUUUCUACAAAUUCGUGAUGUUUCCUCUUAUAUCUUAGAGAAGACUUGUUAAAACGUCAUGAUGUUUGGUGAGCAUUAAUACAACUAUGGCUGCCUCACACAUAGCACAUAAUAUAGGAGAACAGUCCAGAACUGGUGACGUAGCAAUCCAAGAAAAUGUUGAAUUUUCAGGCAUGCUUUUAUCCCAUGCAGUUUUGCUUGGUCUAAAAGAAGCAGGCUUUGAGAGGCCCAGUCCAAUACAGCUUAAAGCCAUACCACUUGGAAGAUGUGGCUUAGAUCUGAUUGUUCAGGCCAAGUCUGGAACAGGGAAGACAUGUGUAUUCUCAGUAGUUGCCUUAGAAGGUCUGCAGAUGGACAGCAACUCAGUCCAGGUGCUGGUCCUUGCUCCUACCAGGGAGAUUGCUGUGCAGAUCUGGGAAGUUAUGACAUCACUGGGUCGCCACAUUGAAGGGCUCAAGUGUCACAUGUUCAUUGGAGGAUUACCAGUGCAUGAAGAUAAAUUAAAGCUAAAGAAUUGUCACAUUGCUAUUGGAAGUCCAGGUCGUAUAAAACAGUUGAUUGAAAUUGGUGCUAUUAACACUGACAGUGUGAGAUUGUUUGUACUAGAUGAGGCUGACAAAUUGCUAGAGUCCAACUUUCAAGAGCAGAUAAAUUGGAUUUACUCAACUCUUCCUGAGAAUAAACAGAUGCUAGCUUUGUCUGCUACAUACCCAGAAUCCCUCGCACAACACUUGACGAAAUAUUCCCGGAAUCCAACAUUUGUUAGACUGAAUAGCUCAGAUCCAGCUUUAUUAGGCAUUAAGCAGUUUUUCCAAGUCACCCCCUACCACCCUAUGCAGCAUGUGGUAUAUGAGGAAAAGGUGAAAUAUUUGCUGAAACUUCUCACCAGUGCCACAUUUAACCAAUGCCUGGUCUUUUCUAACUACCAGACAAGAGCUGAGAAUUUGUGUGACGUGCUGAACUCCAGGGGUUGGCCAGCCACCUUUAUCUCUGGUAGUCAGGAGCAGCAUCUCCGCCUUGAGGCCAUGGCCAAACUAAAAGCCUUCCAGUGCAGGGUCCUUGUGUCUACAGAUCUGACAUCUCGGGGGAUAGAUGCUGACAAGGUUAACCUGGUGGUCAACAUGGAUCUACCUAGGGACCAUGAAACAUACCUACAUAGGAUAGGCAGGGCAGGAAGAUUUGGUACCUAUGGGGCUGCAGUGACCUAUGCCAGUAAAGGCAAUGAGCUUGAACAGUUACAGGCCAUAGAGAGAAAGUGUAAUACCACCAUGAGACAACUACCAGAUCCCAUUCCCAAUGAUUUGGUAAAGAGCCUUGGGUAUAUAGAUGUCAGCCAUCUUGUUACGGCAGAACCUCUCAAUAAGCAGACGGACUUGGCAGCCAUCUUGAAUGAACACUUGUCUGACACUAAAGCAGCUGACCCUAUGACAUUUGAAAUUAAGAACAAAAUUCAGGAAAACAUUGAUGAGAGUUGUGCAUAUAGAAAUGGGCAUGAUAUUGAAGAAGCAACCAUUACAUCAGUAAAUGGAAACAGACUUAGUUCUGAACUAAGUGAAACUAAUACUGGAUCUGUAUGUAAUGGGCAAUCUAAAAAUACUAUUGUGAAGCCAAAGAAGGACCUCACAUUUGAUUCAAGAUGUCUUGGUAACUACAUUAAAGAGUUUCAGAUACCAGAUGAGGAUGCAACAUCAAAGGAAAAUGAAGUGUCUCCAAAUGGUGUUGCAAGAAUUGAGGACCUGACAACAGUUUCGUUUAAAAAAGCUGGGAAGAAACAAAAUGGUGAAAUAGAAGAAGAUGCCGCAAAAUGCAUCAAAGCAACUGAUCCAGAAUCCAAGCCUGGAAAAUAUCGUCAUCCUUAUGGAAAGUGGAGCAGGAUUGAAAAGCCCAAACAGGAGAAACAACUAAGGCAUGAUGAUGUGAAUGCUAUUGAGAAUAAUGAUUCAGGACUUGACAAAGGACUUGACACAGGAUUUGAUGGUAAUAUUGGCUCAAGAACUUCUAUCCAAGAUUUUGGCUCAAAUAUCACAGACUGCAUCAAUAAACCUGAAUUUCAUUUAAAUACACAGUGUAGCGUAACUUCAGAAAUAAAAGCUCCAUUUCUCAUCCCACCUCUCUACAAAAGAAUUAAACCCAAACCACGCUUUGCAACAUUUAAUGAUGCUUUGGAAAAUUACAACUCAUUUAUGGAAGGUUCUAAAGAUGAAUUGUGUGAUGCAAACAAAAAGGAAAUUGAUAUGGACAGUGGAGUAGAUCAAGAGAAAUCUGAAGGGAUAAUAGGUGAACAGUUGAUUAAUGACGUAUCUGUUUAUCUUGAAAAGAUCUCACUUGAAAAGGCUCAUAAUCAUCAAAUUAACUUAAUUAAGAAACACUAUCCAAAUGCCCGUUUGAUACAAGAAACAAAUACUAGACGUACAAAAGCAAAUACAAACACCACUUCAGAAAGGAAAAGUGAUGCAGUCCAAAACAUUUUAUCCCACCAAAAUGUUGAAAAUAAGUGUAUCAGUGAAGCAGCAAAUUCUGACAUUCAUAAAGAUAACAGACACAGAGAUGAGGAGGCUCAAACAGAAAAGGCUUAUGAAGAGGAAUAUGAAGAUGACUAUACAGAAAGUGAAUCCAAUGACUCAUAUUCUGACGAUGCAACUGAUGAAUCAGAUUCUGAAUCUGAUGAUUCUGGUACUGAAUUUGAUGAGCCAGGCUCUGAAUUUGAUGAGGAUUCAGAAAAUGAUGACACUUCUACUCUAGGUGACAAUGCCACCAUCCAAGGGGAUAUCUAUAAAAGUGCUCAGUAUAUAAAUCCAAUGGUAUACAGCCCACAUCCAUACUUACCUUAUAACUAUAGCAACCCUUGGCAAUCAUGCCCAUGGCAACCUAGUUAUUACUAUAGCCACUUUGCUUGGUCUCCAUGGCAACAUCCAAAUCUCUCCUAUCCUUACCAAUAUUCACAAUUAGAUUGGGAUAGACAAAUCGAGCAAACAUAUAAGGCCCAGAGUGACUAUCUUAAAGCAAUGUCCAAAUAA